This is a messenger RNA of Lactuca saligna, 903 nucleotides long. The record is from the annotation of a GenBank genome assembly. Lineage: Eukaryota; Viridiplantae; Streptophyta; Magnoliopsida; Asterales; Asteraceae.
AUGGUGAUCGAGAAGACAAAAAACAUUGUUUCUGCUAAACCCCAUGAUGUUUCAAGCAACUUGGAAGAGCAAGUGAAAGAAGUAAUCGAUGAAUCAGGUGGUGACCCUAAAGUCAAACUAUUGGAAAAGGUCAAGGAAGUGGCUGGAAACGCGAAAAACGCUGUGAGGAAAGCGGUAGGCUUGUUUACAAUCGGAGAAAGCACAAAAGGAGCGCUCAAAGACUUGGUAGUUAAAAUGAGACAAUGGGAUGUUAUCGAUUCACCAAAGCGAAUAGGGGAAGAUAUUGAAAGUAACGCUAGCCUGAAAGUUGAAGAAGCGGUAGAAGAAGUGAAAGAGAUAGUGAAAAUCGUAAAGGAAACUAGUUGGAACGAUCUUCUAACAAAACCCACCAGAAAGAUGAUAGUUUUAACAGACAAGAUACAAUCAGUGAUCAGUUGGUGUCACUUAUUAGGGUUCUCGAUAGCUUACGGGAUAGGGGUGUGGGUUACGUUCUUUUCGAGCUGUGUUUUGGGCAAUUGUCUACCUAAGCGAGAGUACAGAAUGAUCAUAAACGAAUUGUACAUGGUGUAUUUCAGGGCAAUGGCGAAUUGUGUUGGAGCAGCUCUUAUCGGGUAUCUUGUGAGCCGAGGGAGAAACGUCUUCUUUUUGUCCAACAAGAUGGCGAUAUUUCAAGGGUUCAAUCUCCUCUCUGCCUUUCUUAUGAAUUUGACUAAUUUGAUGUUCUUGGAGCCUCGAGCAACAAAGAGAAAGAAGAUAAAGGAGGACAGUGGAACAAAAAUUGUAGUAUCAGAGAAGCUCAAGAAACUGAACAAAUACUCCUCGACAUUGAAUGUCUCGACAAUGGUGGUGCUCACAUGGCACCUCGCAUACAUAGGUCAACUAGUCCAAGCUCCACACCCAUGA